ACAAAAUAAUAUCCUCAACUUGGUGUUGAGUUGAUGGUAAACCACAAAUUCAUUGUCCUUCCAAUUCAGUUUCCACUUUCCCCACCAAACUCAUUACACAAUUCCACCAGAAAAAGGCAGCAGAAACCAGCAACCAGCAACCAUCAACCAUCAACCAUCCAACCAUGGCGUCCACAGCCUCAUCAUUCCUACCUGACCAGCAAGUCCGCCGCAACACCCUCUCCACCACCACACGACCACCGCGUGCCACCGCCGCUGCUUCCGCACACUUACCAUCAUCAUCAACUAACCGGAGAGGCCACCUCAUCUUCACAGCAACAACAAUCCUGACAACAGCACUCAACUUACCAUCAUCAUCUUCACCCGCCAAUGCCAAGGACAUCCCAUUGUUCGGGCUGCGAAAGAAGCUGGAGAAGGCGGAGGAGCAGGCGGCGGAGCUAGUGAAGGAAGGGUUCGAAUCGGUGGAGAAGGGGCUUGACUCGGUCGAGUCAGGGAUCGAAUCGGCGGAGAAGGGGGUUGCUGCGGCUGAGCAGGGGAUUGAGAAUGCAGCUGAGAGUGCGAGUUUUAGUGGGUUAACUCAAGCUGGGUUUGUGGGUGGAGCUGAGUUUUUAGGGGUUGUUAUUGGUACUUCUGUUGUAAAUGGCAUUUUGAGUUCUCAGCCUCAAAAAUCCUGAAUUUUUGUAUCAAUGUUUUAGUUGAAAUUAUGUAAUGCUACAGUUUAUAUGAGAUUUGUUUUUGGUGCUACAAAUAUAAUAUACGAGGGUUUUCUGCAUGAAAA
This is a messenger RNA of Spinacia oleracea (spinach), 778 nucleotides long. RefSeq lists its product as uncharacterized. The coding region runs from base 165 to 674 and encodes 169 amino acids. NCBI's taxonomy places the organism in Eukaryota, Viridiplantae, Streptophyta, Magnoliopsida, Caryophyllales, Amaranthaceae. Gene Ontology annotation, cellular component: chloroplast thylakoid. The record is from RefSeq and is a predicted model, not a curated record. The transcript has a single exon.